AUGGCAGUGACAGAGGUCAAGGCUCACGGUGAAUCCUUAGUAAAGACAGCAAGGAGAGGCGGGAGUCAUGAAAUUUUAGUAGCUGAUCUCCCAGGACUGAUUGAAGGUGCACAUAGGAACAAGGGGAGGGGACACAAAUUUCUCAAACAUGUGGAAAGAACCAAACACCUCCUCUUAGUUGUUGAUAUUUCUGGGUUUCAGCUCUCUAGUAAGACUCAGUUCAGAACAGCCUUUGAAACUGUAUUGCUUUUAACUAAGGAAUUGGAGCUGUACAAUGAAGAACUUCUGACAAAGCCUGCACUUCUUGCCAUUAAUAAAAUGGAUUUGCCUUGUGCAAAUGAUAAUCUGAAUGAACUUAUGAAACAACUACAGAAUCCCGAAGACUUCUUACACUUACUAAAGGAAGAAGUGAUUCCUGAGAACACAAUUGAUUUCAGAGAUAUAAUUCCUAUCUCUACAUAUACUGGAGAAGGAAUUGAGGAACUGAAAGAAUGUGUAAGAAGAUCACUAGAUGAGGAAGCAGAGCAGGAGAAUGAAGAAUAUCGGAAAAAGAAACUAUUACUUUUACACACUUCAGGAGAACAAAUGAAUAAAGGCUAGCAUUCUUGCCUAGAUUUUAAUAUAUUUUUGUAUGUUCAUGAACUCAUUGCUAUACGGACUUUCCUUUUUAUUUUUGUUCCUUCUACCACACUGCCCAGUUCUCUACUGCAUUGCCUCAGUUCCUUUUGGUGCUUAGGUAGAGCACAAUGCUGAGCAGAGCAGGCUUUCAGGUUUAUGCUGGCUACUGACUGAACUAAACAGAGAACAAAGUGCAGCUCAAAGCAUUGCCUAACGAUUGAUAAACCCUGAAGUAUUGUUUGCCGGAUGAACAGAGGAAAUAAAACCUAUGGAGGUAGCAAAGAAGCAACUUGAGCACUUGUACCUUUUGUCAUGAAUCUCAGAGGCACCCGGGGAAAUCUCUGAUGGAGGAAUUUUCCAGGUUCCAUUGCUUCAGAGGUGAACUGGUACUGCUGCUCUGACAGAUGGUGGCUUUUGUUAUUUUUAAAGAUCUAAAGGCAAACAUAGAUAAGUAGUCACAAGAAAGCGACAUGUAGGAGCAUAGAAAAGCAAGGCUGAUGCCUGCUGGUUUGUUUUCCACACCUGCUGGUGCCUGCUGUACUUUUCUUCAUUAUGUAAACUCUGAUCCUAUAUUCCUAAACCUAAUUUGGCAGUUCUCCCUUUUAUGGAGGUGUGGUGGAGAAAAUGAGGGUUGCUUUUCAGCAGAGCCCCGUGUUUUGGGGAUUAGAUUUUACAAGCAGCACGUUUAAAAGGUAAAAUGUUAAAAUAAAAGUCGUUUGUUGUACAGGAUGUCCUUUAUUGAUUGCAAUUAAAAUAAGACGGAAUUCA
Molecule: messenger RNA, 1386 nt
Organism: Meleagris gallopavo (turkey)
Lineage: Eukaryota; Metazoa; Chordata; Aves; Galliformes; Phasianidae
Source: RefSeq, a predicted model, not a curated record